Molecule: messenger RNA, 1341 nt
Organism: Punica granatum (pomegranate)
Lineage: Eukaryota; Viridiplantae; Streptophyta; Magnoliopsida; Myrtales; Lythraceae
Source: RefSeq, a predicted model, not a curated record
AUGAUCUCAGACAAGAAUGUGUACGAGGUGCACUCGGCGCUGGUCCCACUGUAUAUGGCCAUGUCCCUUGCCUACGGGUCAGUUCAGUGGUGGGGAGUGUUCACACCGAUGCAGUGUGCCGGGAUCAACCGCUAUGUGGCCACGUUCGCUGUCUCGGUCCUCGGCUUUAAUUUCAUCGCUACCUCAAACCACUACGAGAUCAACUACAAAUUCAUCGCUGCCAACACCCUCCAUAAGGUAGUCCUCCUCCUUGCCCUUGGAGUAUGGUCCAUGAUUGUCUCGGCCAAGCCCAUCGGAGGAGGACGCGUCGGCCCCGUGUGGUCCAUCACCCUCUUCUCCCUGUCCUCCCUCCCUAACACACUCAUUGUCGGCAUCCACCUCCUCGAAGCAAUGUAUGGCAAGCCUGCCGGCAUUCUCAUGGUCCAGGUGAUCGUCUUUCGGAGCGUCGUCUGGUAUAACCUCCUUCUGCUCCUGUUCGAGUACCGGGCAGCCAAAAUUCUCAUCAACGAGCAUUUCCCUGGCUCUGUCGCUGAGAUUACCUCGAUCAGAGUUGACUCGGACGUCGUCUCCCUUAGCGGCAUUGAACCCCUGGAGACGGAUGCUGAGAGGGACGUUGAUGGCAGGUUUCAUGUCCGGGUGAAGCGGUCUCCAUUUGCUUCCUCAAACAACAACUCGUUUCGGUUAUCUUCAAUCAGGAGCGACACCACGCGAGCGUCAAAUCUCAGUGGGGUCGAGAUCUACUCAGUACAAUCUUCUCCAGUGGGAUCAAUCUCGAGCUUCCACUAUGCAGGCAGAGAGCCGGUGAGCGGGGUGCCGAUAAAUCCAAUGUUUUUAUGGAGCGGCACUCUAGGACUGGCUGGAGGAUCGGUUAGGAAGCAUGAGACGGAGGUGCCGCCUUAUAUCAGUGGGGCCGGUGGGGCAAUCGGACAUCGGAGGACCUCCUCCAAUGCCUCGGCUACUCACGAGCCUAGGCCGUUACCGAUGCAUCCUACGGUUAAUGGUUCAUUUGGCGGCUCUGACAACUUCGUCAGGAGCCAUUCUUCCUCUGACUUCGAUCUUCAACGUCUAGAAGAAUUUGGGUCGAAAGGAGGAAACUACUUGAUCGAGAAGUGGGGGGAAAGAUCAAAUUAUGAGGGGAGUGUGAAAGGAUCUCGGAAAGUAAUCGAUGGAGGAGAAGACGGGGAAGGCGGAGGAGAGGCUAGGUUACAACCACCGAUCAAGCAAGAAAUGCCACCGACGAUUGUCAUGAUGAAGCUUAUCCACCUUUUGGUAUGGAGGAAGCUUAUCCGGAACCCUAACACUUACUCCAAUAUCCUUGGUGUAAUCUGGUCCAUUUUUUAA